AUGGCCAGGAAAAUACAGCAAAGAACAAACAUUGGCCUAUCCACUAUCUAUUACAACUUAAAAAAAUUGAAAGAAAAAGGGAACGUGGCUCAAAAAAAAGGUCAAGGUAGACCGAAAAAAAUUAACAGCUCGAUAGCUAGUGCAAUAGGUGCACAUAUACGAUACAAUCCUACAAUUUCUGUCAGUGAUUUAGUUAAUAAAUUGAAAGAAAACAGUUUUAUAGUUGGAAGAGAAAUG
Messenger RNA from Ambispora leptoticha, 237 nucleotides. Lineage: Eukaryota; Fungi; Glomeromycota; Glomeromycetes; Archaeosporales; Ambisporaceae. The record is from the annotation of a GenBank genome assembly.